Molecule: messenger RNA, 1467 nt
Organism: Penicillium lagena
Lineage: Eukaryota; Fungi; Ascomycota; Eurotiomycetes; Eurotiales; Aspergillaceae
Product: adaptor protein STE50
Exons: 3
Coding region: 1-1467 (488 amino acids)
Biological process (GO): signal transduction
Molecular function (GO): protein binding
Source: RefSeq, a predicted model, not a curated record
AUGCUCCACACAUCCUACCACGCAGAUUCCGAUGCGGACGAUGAAUACGAACGCAGCGUGAUUACCUCUCCGCGCCUCCCUACAGACUCGGAGACUUCACCGACAGACUCUGACAUACCUUCUUCGGAACACACCCCGACCAAGUUUGGCUACUCCGAUGACCGCUCUCCCCGGACGGUGAUUACAGAAUGGACGGUCGAUGAGUGCCUGGAAUACUUGACCUCUCUGGGUCUGCUUCAGUACCACGGUACAUUCAGAGAAAAUGGAAUCGUCGGUGAAGCGCUCAUCGCCCUGAGACAUGAAGAGCUGAAGGAGAUGGGAAUUAAUAGCGUCGGACACCGAUUGACGAUUCUCAAGACUGUGUAUGAAAUGAAAGUCAAACAGGGUGUCCCGCUUGAGGCGGACCAUUACAUUCCACUGUCAACGGAGCAAAGUAUGAAUGAAAGUGCAUCGCAAGACGAUAUUGCGCGUUUGAUUCAGUCCAUCCGACUUCGGGACGAGAAGCUCAUGGCCGUCGAGAUAGAGCUGCGCCGGGUUUCCGAGGACUACCGCCGAUUACGGCAAGAAUUAUUGCCAGUUUUCAAAAUCGCCAAAGAUCGGUCACAUCCGCUGCCUCCUCCUUCGUCUUUUGGGCAAUCAUCCGAAACGUUCUACGAUUCCCAGACUCUCACCUCUCCCUCACAACUCACGCUCCCCGAUCAGUCCAAACUCUCCAGGGGUGUCUCAAAACGCACCUACACUGGAGGUGUCACGCCCAAAAGCAGUUCACCAACACAUAUCCCCUCUGCCCAUGAACGGCCCGGGUCAAGUCUGGAGCCUUCGGCAGCUGCCAUGGCUGCUUCUACUCACCUGACUGCUUCCCUCAAUGGAGGACUACAACACUCACCAGGGAUGCCAUCUCCGACAUCUCCAAGCGGGCUUUAUGGACAACAACAGACCCUUAAUCCGCGAUCCUAUUCUCAGCCCAGGGAGAGCAAUAUUGGUCGCACAGGACAUGACCAUGAUGAGACAGCAUCCGUGCAUACUCGGUCAGAUCGACUGACUACAAGUCAUCCGCCCACAUCACGGACAGACACUCCCUCCUCAAACUCGCGGGUCGAAUCGCGGGCUGGCGGGGAAGCGACACCCAGUGUGGAAAUCUUCAAAUCAUUCCGGGUCUCCUUCGACGAUCCCUGCUAUAAAGUUCUUCCGGCCGCGCUGAAAAAAUACAACAUCCAUUCCGACUCCAAGAACUACGCGCUAUACAUUGUUUACGGAGACCAGGAACGAUGUCUGACGAUGGAAGAAAAACCUCUGAUUCUCUUCAAACAGCUGGCAAAGGAGGGAAGAAAACCAAUGUUCAUGCUGCGCAAAAUACAUCCUGACAACUCCGGCUACCCAGUCGGCACUAUAUCUGGUUCAGCACCCAACAGCGCUGGGUUCGAUGGUGGUCGAGCGCAGAUUAAUCUCCCCGGCGGUGUUCUUUGA